This is a messenger RNA of Malus domestica (apple), 187 nucleotides long. RefSeq lists its product as uncharacterized. NCBI's taxonomy places the organism in Eukaryota, Viridiplantae, Streptophyta, Magnoliopsida, Rosales, Rosaceae. The record is from RefSeq and is a predicted model, not a curated record.
CCUUAGAUCGCAGCCAUGUCUUCCAAGCAAGGUGGAAUAGCAAAGCCCUUGGAGGCACCCGAGGCCGAGAAGAAGGAGUACGACGAGUCCGAUUUGGCCAAUCUUCAGAAGGAAAAAAAUGAGGAAAAGGCACUGAAGGAGCUGGGGAGGGUUUAGGGAUGAAGGUGGUGAUGGUGGGACGAUGGGA